AUGUUGUUUGCGAAUGUUGGGCUGGCUGCCAGCUGCUUGUUUGGAUGGGUGGGAAUCCACAAUAAACCAGGACCGACCAGGAACUGCGAGGAAGUGACUAAGCAUCUGGAGCAGCAGCAAAAACCCAAAACUAUUUGCACUCAACAGCGGCAACAAAUGUUGCUGCGGUGUUGCCUUGUGCUACUUACGGGUGCCAUUUGAUGGCGAUGUCGAUGUUUUUGCCCCAACAUCCUCGCCAGGAUUGCAAAGUAUUCCUCUCCGAGCUGAGCAAAUAUGGAGGCGCCUGGUGAUGUGUUUACAAGUUUGUGAAUUGUUGUCAUUGUCGUCAUCUGGUCGGGCCUCGACCGACUGUCGCUCCCCUCAAUCUUGGCCAGCACUCGGUCUUGGUCUCCGGCUCAGUCUCAGCCCGCUUUUCAUUACCAAUAGCAGAACCCUUCCCCUGGCCCCAAUACAAACAUCAAUCAAGCUGCAUUAUGCAAAUAUUCGCUCGAAAGUUGCAACAAAAGCGCAUCGAGCGGGCAGGAGUAAGAAACGACAAAUGGGAAAUGGGAAAUAGGAAAUGGGUAUGGGUAUGGCCUUUUGGGGGACCAGAGAUUGGAGAGCAGCCUGUCAGACGUCAAAAAGCAGUUGCUAUCCGUUUCACCACCUCGCAUAUCCCAUCAUCCAUCGCUGCUG
Molecule: messenger RNA, 675 nt
Organism: Drosophila rhopaloa
Lineage: Eukaryota; Metazoa; Arthropoda; Insecta; Diptera; Drosophilidae
Source: RefSeq, a predicted model, not a curated record